Molecule: messenger RNA, 2847 nt
Organism: Bacillus rossius redtenbacheri
Lineage: Eukaryota; Metazoa; Arthropoda; Insecta; Phasmatodea; Bacillidae
Product: TAL effector protein Brg11-like
Exons: 14
Coding region: 1-2847 (948 amino acids)
Source: RefSeq, a predicted model, not a curated record
AUGAGUUCUGGGCAGAGCUUCCCGAGCCUGCACAGCUUCAAAAGCCUGCACGGCCUCCAGGGCCUGCACGGCCUCCAGGGCCUGCACGGCCUCCAGGGCCUGCACGGCCUCCAGGGCCUGCACGGCCUCCAGGGCCUGCAGGGCCUCCAGGGCCUGCAGGGCCUGCACGGCCUCCAGGGCCUGCACGGCCUCCAGGGCCUGCACGGCCUCCAGGGCCUGCACGGCCUCCAGGGCCUGCACGGCCUCCAGGGCCUGCACGGCCUCCAGGGCCUGCACGGCCUCCAGGGCCUGCACGGCCUCCAGGGCCUGCACGGCCUCCAGGGCCUGCACGGCCUCCAGGGCCUGCACGGCCUCCAGAACCUGCAGGGCCUCCAGACCCUGCACGGCCUCCAGAGCCUGCACGGCCUCCAGAGCCUGCACGGCUUCAAGAGCCUGCAGAGGCUGUGCAGGCUCUGCAGGCUGUUGCAGGCUCUGGAGGAUGUGUAUACUCUGCAUGCAUUGCAGACUCUGGAGGCCGUGCAGGCUCCGGAGGCCGUGCAGGCUCCGGAGGCCGUGCAGGCUCCGGAGGCCGUGCAGGCUCCGGAGGCCGUGCAGGCUCCGGAGGCCGUGCAGGCUCCGGAGGCGGUGCAGGCUCCGGAGGCUGUGCAGGCUCCGGAGGCCGUGCAGGCUCCGGAGGCCGUGCAGGCUCUGGAAGCUGUGCAAGCUGUGCAGGUUUUGAAGAUUGUGCAGGCUCUGGAGGCUGUGCAGGCUGUGCAGGCUCUGCAGGCUGUGGAGGCUGCUCUGGAGGCUGUGCAGGCUCCGGAGGCCGUGCAGGCUCCGGAGGCGGUGCAGGCUCCGGAGGCUGUGCAGGCUCCGGAGGCCGUGCAGGCUCCGGAGGCCGUGCAGGCUCUGGAAGCUGUGCAAGCUGUGCAGGUUUUGAAGAUUGUGCAGGCUCUGGAGGCUGUGCAGGCUGUGCAGGCUCUGCAGGCUGUGGAGGCUGCUCUGGAGGCCGUGCAGGCUCUGGAGGCCGUGCAGGCUCUGGAGGCCGUGCAGGCUCUGGAGGCCGUGCAGGCUCUGGAGGCCGUGCAGGCUCUGGAGGCCGUGCAGGCAACGGAGGCCGUGCAGGCAACGGAGGCCGUGCAGGCUCCGGAGGCCGUGCAGGCUCCGGAAGCCGUGCAGGCUCCGGAGGCCGUGCAGGCUCCGGAGACCGUGCAGUUUCCGGAGGCGGUGCAGGCUCCGGAGGCCGUGCAGUUUCCGGAGGCGGUGCAGUUUCCGGAGGCGGUGCAGGCUCCGGAGGCCGUGCAGGCUCCGGAGGCCGUGCAGGCUCCGGAGGCCGUGCAGGCUCCGGAGGCCGUGCAGGCUCCGGAGGCCGUGCAGGCUCUGGAAGCUGUGCAAGCUGUGCAGGUUUUGAAGAUUGUGCAGGCUCUGGAGGCUGCUCUGGAGGCUGUGCAGGCUGUGCAGGCCGUGCAGGCUCUGGACGCCGUGCAGGCUUUGGAGGCCGUGCAGGCUCUGGAGGCCGUGCAGUUUCCGGAGGCGGUGCAGUUUCCGGAGGCGGUGCAGGCUCCGGAGGCCGUGCAGGCUCCGGAGGCCGUGCAGGCUCCGGAGGCCGUGCAGGCUCCGGAGGCCGUGCAGGCUCCGGAGGCCGUGCAGGCUCUGGAAGCUGUGCAAGCUGUGCAGGUUUUGAAGAUUGUGCAGGCUCUGGAGGCUGCUCUGGAGGCUGUGCAGGCUGUGCAGGCCGUGCAGGCUCUGGACGCCGUGCAGGCUUUGGAGGCCGUGCAGGCUCUGGAGGCCGUGCAGGCUCUGGAGGCCGUGCAGGCUCUGGAGGCCGUGCAGGCUCUGGAGGCCGUGCAGGCUCUGGAGGCCGUGAAGGCUCUGGAGGCCGUGCAGGCAACGGAGGCCGUGCAGGCUCCGGAGGCCGUGCAGGCUCCGGAGGCCGUGCAGGCUCCGGAGGCCGUGCAGGCUCCGGAGGCCGUGCAGGCUCCGGAGGCCGUGCAGGCUCCGGAGGCCGUGCAGGCUCCGGAGGCGGUGCAGGCUCCGGAGGCCGUGCAGGCUCCGGAGGCGGUGCAGGCUCCGGAGGCGGUGCAGGCUCCGGAGGCGGUGCAGGCUCCGGAGGCGGUGCAGGCUCCGGAGGCGGUGCAGGCUCCGGAGGCGGUGCAGGCUCCGGAGGCGGUGCAGGCUCCGGAGGCGGUGCAGGCUCCGGAGGCCGUGCAGGCUCAGGAGGCCGUGCAGGCUCCGGAGGCCGUGCAGGCUCCGGAGGCCGUGCAGGCUCCGGAGGCCGUGCAGGCUCCGGAGGCCGUGCAAGCUCUGGAGGCUGUGCAAGCUGUGCAGGUUUUGAAGAUUGUGCAGGCUCUGGAGGCUGCUCUGGAGGCUGUGCAGGCUAAGCAGGCUGUGGAGGCUCUGGAGGCUGUGGAGGCUGUGCAGGCUGCUCUGGAGGCUGUGCAGGCUGUGGAGGCUGUGGAGGCUCUGGAGGCUGCUCUGGAGGCUGUGCAGGCCCUGGAGGCCGUGCAGGCCCUGGAGGCCGUGCAGGCCCUGGAGGCCGUGCAGGCUCUGGAGGCCGUGCAGGCUGUGCAGGCUCUGGAGGCUGUGCAGGCUGUGCAGGCUGUGCAGGCUGUGGAGGUUGUGCAGGCUCUGGAGGCUGCUCUGGAAGCUGUGCAAGCUGUGCAGGUUUUGAAGAUUGUGCAGGCUCUGGAGGCUGCGCAGGCUGUGCAAGCUCUGGAAGCUGUGCAGGCUCUGGAAGCUGUGCAAGCUGUGCAGGCUCUGGAAGCUGUGCAAGCUGUGCAGGUUUUGAAGAUUGUGCAGGCUCUGGAGGCUGCGCAGGCUGUGCAAGCUCUGGAAGCUGUGCAGGCUCUGGAGGCUGUUAUUAGCUAG